Temnothorax curvispinosus is the source of this 1030-nucleotide messenger RNA. RefSeq lists its product as uncharacterized. The record is from RefSeq and is a predicted model, not a curated record. NCBI's taxonomy places the organism in Eukaryota, Metazoa, Arthropoda, Insecta, Hymenoptera, Formicidae. The annotation marks the transcript as partial. The transcript is spliced from 5 exons.
UAACUAUUUCUUCUUUUAGAGAAACAAAUAUGACAACCCACAAAUAUUUAAAUUGCGAUUGUAGUCAAUAUCCCUACAUCGGCAGAGUAUCCGUAGCAGAAGAGGGUAGUGUUGACUUUGUUUAUCAAUUUGUGAAGAAAAGAUUUGUUAUCACGAGAAGAAACCAGAAUCGUAGCAUAUUCUAUACUGCCUCUGACAUAAUUGGACCACCCGAUGAUUUAAAUUAUGUCGAAAAAUUUCAUUCGCCAUGUUCUUUUGGAAAAAUAAAUUCGAGAAAGGUCGAUAUUUCAAUAUCUCCGUGGCAACACACCGAUUCCAUGACAGAGGCAAUUGAAGAGUGGACAAAAGGCCUAUAUAUGACGACCGAAAAUAAUUAUAUUGAUAUCGAGUUUCAUGAAGCUGUAUAUCCAGUCAGAGUCUCUAUUUACGAAAUAUAUAAUCCUGGAAACGUAAUUCAAAUUUCGGCUCAAGAUUCCAAUAAUCACUGGAUUCAGUUGUGGGAUGAAUUGUCUCAGAUUGUACCCCCGAAAUCAAGAUUAUUUUCUCCACCGUUAUCGCAUCCGUGCGACUUCAAAACCAAAAUGCUCAGACUAACAUUUAAAAAGAGUUCACGUGAAUCUUAUAUAGAACUGGGUGCUGUAAUGCUUAUCGGUACAUCAGAUUUGAUCCUUCCUAGAAAUCCUAACGAGAGUUUAAACUUGAAAGCGGUCGAGGAGAGCGAGCCCAACGUUCUUCGCGAGAUCGCGAGUGAGGAGGAGCUGGCGCAAAUCCCGAGAGAAUUAACGAGGAAAAUCAAUGCGCAUUUUAAUGCAAAGUUCGAGAAGUUUAUGACCGCCAAGGCGGUUUUCGAGACCAGCCGAAAAUGUUUGGAGCAAAAUUUAGAGACGGCGCAGAAGGAACUUGCAGAGCAGAAGUUGGAUGACGAGUGUAGAGGGAAGUUGGAGCUAGCGAAAAAGAGCAAUACAGAAGUAUGUAGCAAUCUUGAGGAAGUGAAAAUUGAAGUGCACAGAUUACAGGAAUCUGUCAAACG